GGUGACUACAUAUGGAUCGAGCCAGUGUCUGGAGGCGAAUUCGAUGUCGCCAUAGGUGCGAGGGUGGUGUCGGCCGAAGGAAGAAGAAUCGCCGUAAAAGAUGACGAUGGCCACGAACAUUGGUUGUCCCCCGAACGUCGGAUCAAAGCGAUGCAUGCGACUUCUAUUCACGGGGUGGAAGACAUGAUAGGCUUGGGGGAUCUCCACGAAGCUGGCAUCCUAAGAAAUCUCCUUAUACGAUACAACGAAAAUCUCAUUUAUACCUAUACUGGAUCCAUCUUAGUGGCUGUUAACCCCUACCAAAUCUUACCGAUAUACACUGCCGAUCAAAUAAAACUAUACAAGGAGCGUAAAAUUGGCGAGCUACCACCUCAUAUAUUUGCUAUCGGUGACAACUCCUACGGACAUAUGCGCAGGUAUGGUCAAGAUCAGUGUAUUGUAAUAUCCGGAGAGUCUGGAGCUGGAAAAACGGAAAGUACGAAACUGAUUCUGCAGUAUUUGGCAGCCAUAAGCGGAAAGCACUCCUGGAUCGAACAACAAAUUCUAGAAGCGAAUCCCAUAUUAGAAGCAUUUGGUAAUGCCAAAACCGUGAGAAACGACAACAGCUCCAGGUUCGGGAAAUACAUCGACAUUCAUUUCAACAGCAAUGGGGUAAUAGAGGGUGCCAAGAUCGAACAAUAUCUGCUAGAAAAAAGUAGAAUCGUAUCCCAAAAUGCGGAAGAAAGGAAUUACCACGUGUUUUACUGUAUACUGGCUGGACUGGGGAAGGACGACAAGAAAAAGUUGGAGCUAGGAGAUGCCAGCCAAUAUAGGUAUCUGACCGGGGGAGGAUGUAUAACCUGCGAAGGGAGGGAUGAUGCCGCAGAGUUUGCAGACAUCAGGAGCGCCAUGAAAGUCCUCCUCUUUUCAGACUCCGAGAUCUGGGAAGUGAUGAAAUUGUUGGCAGCCUUACUACAUAUCGGCAACAUCAAAUAUAAAGCCACGGUGGUAGACAAUCUGGAUGCCACAGAAAUACCGGACCCUACUAACGUGCAACGCGUUGCAACUCUAUUGGGAGUUCCUACUCAGCCACUUAUAAACGCACUCACGAGAAAAACUUUAUUUGCUCAUGGAGAAACGGUUGUGUCAACCCUAUCACGUGAACAGAGCGUUGACGUUAGAGACGCUUUCGUCAAAGGUAUCUACGGGAGGAUGUUUGUUCUUAUAGUCAAAAAAAUCAACAAAGCGAUAUAUAGGCCCAAAGAGCGCCAGCGAAGCUCUAUAGGCGUAUUGGAUAUCUUCGGUUUUGAAAACUUCGACCACAACAGCUUCGAACAAUUUUGCAUCAACUUUGCCAAUGAAAACUUGCAACAGUUCUUCGUUCGACAUAUUUUCAAGUUGGAACAGGAGGAAUACAAUUUGGAAGGGAUAAACUGGCAGCAUAUAGAGUUUGUUGAUAAUCAAGAUGCUCUAGAUUUGAUCGCCAUCAAGCAAUUGAAUAUCAUGGCGCUCAUAGAUGAGGAAAGUAAAUUUCCCAAAGGAACUGACCAGACUUUGCUUGCGAAACUCCACAAGCAGCAUGGCCGACACAGGAAUUACUUGAAACCUAGAUCUGAUAUCAAUACUAGCUUUGGUCUGAACCACUUUGCGGGUAUUGUAUUUUAUGACACCAGAGGAUUUCUAGAAAAAAAUCGGGAUACAUUCAGCGCCGAUUUACUUCAGCUCAUCACAGUCAGUAGCAACAAGUUCCUGCAGCAAAUUUUCGCUGAGGAUAUCGGAAUGGGUUCGGAAACUAGGAAGAGAGCACCCACUCUGUCUACCCAAUUCAAGAAGAGUCUGGAUUCUCUCAUGAGAACUCUUUCGAAUUGCCAGCCAUUUUUCAUAAGGUGUAUCAAACCCAACGAAAUUAAAAAACCGAUGAUGUUCGACCGAACUCUCUGCUGCAGGCAGCUGAGGUAUUCUGGCAUGAUGGAAACAAUAAGGAUCAGAAGGGCUGGGUAUCCAAUGUCCAUUCGAGGAUGGGUAUACAGAAGACGCUUCCUGCGUAUGAAAGCAGCCUCCAUAAUAGUCCAAAAAUACUGGAAAGGCUACAUCCAGAGGCAACGCUACAAGAAAAUGCGUAUCGGCUACAUGAGGCUACAAGCCCUAAUCCGUGCGAGAAUAUUAUCGCACAGAUUCAGACAUUUGAGGGGCCAUUUAGUGGGCCUGCAAGCUCACGCCAGGGGGUACUUGGUUAGGAGGGAGUAUGGGCACAAAAUGUGGGCGAUAAUGAAAAUUCAAUCACACGUUAGAAGGAUGAUAGCUCAAAGAAGGUUCAAGAAGAUCAAAUUCGAACAGAAACGACAAGUAGAAGCUCUCAGACUGAAGAAGAAGGAGGAGAGGGAGCUCAAAGACGCUGGAAAUAAACGGGCGAAGGAAAUUGCCGAGCAGCAUUACAGAGAGAGAAUCUACCAACUCGAAAGGAAAGAGAUGGAAAUUGAGAUGGAAGAGAGAAAAAUUGUGGAAGAAAAGAAAAACAAAAUAAACGAAGCAGCCAGAAAAGCAGACGAGCCUGUGGAUGAUUCCAAAUUAGUAGAAGCAAUGUUUGACUUUCUCCCUGACAGUUCUAGUGAAGCACCAACUCCUGGUCGAGAAACUUCUAUUUUUAAUGACUUACCUUCACAACCAGCUGAAAAUGAAAUCAUAAGCCCAAUGGCCAUAGCAUCGGAAGAUGAAGAAGACCUUAGUGAGUUCAAAUUUCAGAAAUUUGCUGCUACAUAUUUCCAGGGUAAUGUUGGACAUCAGUAUUCCAGAAAACCUUUAAAGCACCCUUUGCUCCCUUUGCAUACCCAAGGAGAUCAACUGGCAGCUCAGGCUCUAUGGAUAACGAUACUACGCUUCACCGGAGAUUUACCCGAACCUAGAUACCACACGAUGGACAGAGACAACACCUCAGUCAUGUCGAAGGUAACUGCUACUUUGGGGCGUAACUUCAUCCGUAGUAAAGAAUUUCAAGAGGCACAGCUGAUGGGGCUAGACCCAGAUUCGUUCCUAAAGCAGCAGAAACCUAGGUCGAUCAGAAACAAAUUGGUGUCUCUGACGCUGAAAAGGAAAAAUAAACUCGGCGAAGACGUUAGAAGGAAACUGCAGGACGAGGAAUACACUGCCGAUAGCUAUCAGUCAUGGCUUGAAUCCAGACCUACGAGUAACUUAGAGAAGUUGCACUUUAUUAUUGGGCAUGGAAUUCUCAGAGCUGAACUAAGGGAUGAAAUCUAUUGUCAAAUAUGUAAACAACUCUCCAAUAAUCCCUCCAAAUCAUCCCAUGCUCGGGGAUGGAUCCUUUUGUCACUGUGUGUUGGCUGUUUCGCCCCAUCAGAAAAAUUCGUCAGCUAUUUGAGAGCAUUCAUCAGAGAAGGUCCACCGGGUUAUGCUCCAUACUGUGAGGAUCGUCUGAAACGUACCUUCAACAACGGAACUCGGAAUCAACCACCCAGUUGGUUGGAACUCCAAGCUACUAAGUCGAAGAAGCCCAUAAUGUUACCAAUCACUUUCAUGGAUGGGAAUACCAAGACUUUGUUAGCCGAUUCUGCAACUACUGCACGGGAGUUGUGCAAUCAGUUGUCUGAUAAAAUCGGUUUGAAGGAUCAAUUUGGAUUUUCCUUGUACAUAGCGCUUUUUGAUAAAGUUUCUUCCUUGGGAAGUGGGGGAGACCAUGUGAUGGAUGCCAUAUCUCAGUGUGAACAAUACGCAAAGGAACAAGGUGCCCAAGAACGAAACGCCCCUUGGCGUCUGUUCUUCCGCAAAGAAAUAUUCGCUCCUUGGCACGAACCGACAGAAGACCAAGUGGCGACUAACCUCAUUUAUCAGCAAGUAGUGAGAGGCGUUAAAUUCGGAGAAUACAGGUGCGACAAAGAAGAGGAUCUGGCCAUGAUUGCUGCUCAGCAAUAUUUCAUUGAGUACAACUCCGACAUGAACUUGGAAAGACUGUUGACGCUCCUGCCGAAUUAUAUACCGGACUAUUGCUUGACGGGAGUUGAGAAGGCGGUUGACAGGUGGGCAGCUUCGGUUGUGCAAGCCUUCAAGAAGAGUUAUUACGUCAAGGAAAAGAUACCAUCCUUGAAAGUAAAAGAGGACGUUGUAAGCUAUGCCAAAUUCAAAUGGCCGCUACUUUUCUCGCGAUUUUAUGAGGCAUACAGAAACUCCGGUCCAAACCUUCCUAAAAAUGACGUAAUAAUUGCAGUCAACUGGACUGGUGUAUAUGUAGUGGAUGACCAAGAACAAGUUCUGCUGGAAUUAUCCUUUCCAGAAAUAACGACGGUAUCCAGUCAAAAAACCAAUAAAGUAUUCACCCAAACUUUCAGUUUGAAUACUGUUAGAGGAGAAGAAUUCACCUUUCAAAGUCCUAAUGCAGAGGACAUUCGUGAUUUAGUGGUGUACUUCUUGGAAGGUUUGAAAAAACGAUCGAAAUUCGUGAUUGCUUUACAAGAUUAUAAAGCACCCGGGGAAGGGUCUAGUUUCCUAACGUUUUUGAAAGGGGAUCUGAUAAUUUUAGAGGAAGACAGUACUGGAGAGACUGUACUCAAUUCUGGUUGGUGUGUAGGAAGAUGCGAGAGGACUCAAGAAAAGGGAGACUUUCCAGCAGAGACUGUAUAUGUUUUGCCUUGCAUGUCCAAACCGCCGACUGACAUUCUUCAAUUAUUUUCAGUUGAGGGGGCUGAACAUGGUCGCCGACUCAGCCAGCAAUACUCAGUCAAUGGAACCGAAUCUCGAGAUCAUCCUCAUACUCUAGCAGACUACGCCAUAGACCAUUUCCGCCCCCCUCUGAAAAGAACAAUGUCGAAAGCUCUCACUCUGUCAUCGAAUCGAAGGAUAAUCGAUGAUCUUUGGAGACAUUCCAGAGAUCCGAUCAAGCAACCUCUUCUGAAGAAGCUGCUGAUGAAGGAAGAACUCGCCGAAGAAGCUUGUUUCGCUUUUACCGCCAUAUUAAAGUACAUGGGCGACUUACCUUCGAAGAGGCCAAGGAUGGGGAACGAAUAUACUGAUCACAUCUUUGAUGGACCUUUGAAACAUGAAAUACUACGGGAUGAAAUUUACUGCCAAGUGAUGAAGCAGUUGACAGACAAUAGAAAUAGAUUAUCCGAAGAAAGGGGAUGGGAACUCAUGUGGUUGGCGACAGGACUCUUUAGCUGCUCUCAAAGCUUACUGAAAGAACUCACCAUGUUCCUACGAAGCAGAAGACACCCAAUUUCCCAAGAUUCUCUGCAACGGUUGCAAAAGACUCUUCGGAAUGGCCAAAGGAAAUAUCCACCUCACCAAGUUGAAGUAGAAGCAAUCCAACAUAAGACUACUCAAAUUUUCCAUAAAGUGUACUUUCCGGACGAUACAGAUGAAGCGUUUGAAGUAGACUCGAGUACCAGGGCAAAAGAUUUCUGUCAGAAUAUCAGUCAGAGGUUGAAUUUGAGAUCUAGCGAAGGAUUCAGUUUAUUUGUUAAAAUUGCGGAUAAGGUUAUUUCAGUACCUGAGGGGGAUUUUUUCUUCGACUUCGUCAGACACCUAACAGACUGGAUUCGUAAAGCACGACCAACAAGAGAUGGCAUAACUCCUCAAUUCUCUUAUCAAGUUUUCUUUAUGAAGAAGCUGUGGACGAAUACUGUUCCUGGAAAAGAUAGAAACGCAGAUCUUAUCUUCCACUUCCACCAGGAGUUACCAAAACUAAUAAGAGGGUACCACAAAUGCAGCAAAGAAGAAGCUGCUAAGCUGGCAGCUCUGGUAUACAGGGUCCGGUUUGGCGAGAGUAAGCAGGAGUUACAGGCCAUUCCACAAAUGUUGAGGGAGCUCAUUCCAGCAGACCUGGUAAAAGUUCAGAACGCGAAUGAUUGGAAAAGAUCGAUUGUAGCGGCAUAUAACCAAGACGCAGGAAUGACACCAGAAGAUGCGAAAAUUACGUUUUUGAAGGUCGUGUACCGCUGGCCAACGUUUGGCUCGGCUUUCUUUGAAGUCAAACAAACCACGGAUCCAAAUUACCCAGAAAUGUUGUUGAUUGCCAUUAAUAAGCAUGGAGUCAGCCUUAUUCAUCCACAGUCGAAGGCUCUAUGGAUAACGAUACUACGCUUCACCGGAGAUUUACCCGAACCUAGAUACCACACGAUGGACAGAGACAACACCUCAGUCAUGUCGAAGGUAACUGCUACUUUGGGGCGUAACUUCAUCCGUAGUAAAGAAUUUCAAGAGGCACAGCUGAUGGGGCUAGACCCAGAUUCGUUCCUAAAGCAGCAGAAACCUAGGUCGAUCAGAAACAAAUUGGUGUCUCUGACGCUGAAAAGGAAAAAUAAACUCGGCGAAGACGUUAGAAGGAAACUGCAGGACGAGGAAUACACUGCCAAUAGCUAUCAGUCAUGGCUUGAAUCCAGACCUACAAGUAACUUAGAGAAGUUGCACUUUAUUAUUGGGCAUGGAAUUCUCAGAGCUGAACUAAGGCAGAGUGACCUGAAGUUUCGAAUUGAAACCAAAUACUUCACCAAUGCAAAAUCGUUGGUUUUUGAAAAGAAAGUUAACUAUGAAAAGAGGAAGAUAAUAUUAGUGGUUGCUGGAAAUAAUUAG
Molecule: messenger RNA, 6558 nt
Organism: Leptinotarsa decemlineata (Colorado potato beetle)
Lineage: Eukaryota; Metazoa; Arthropoda; Insecta; Coleoptera; Chrysomelidae
Gene: ck
Product: unconventional myosin-VIIa ck
Cellular component (GO): myosin complex; cytoskeleton
Molecular function (GO): cytoskeletal motor activity; protein binding; ATP binding
Source: RefSeq, a predicted model, not a curated record